AGCCCUUACAGAACGGUUCUACGGGAUAAUGCCGUGCCAACUAUAUUUGAUCUUACAAGUCACUUGAACAAUCCCCACAGCAGACAUAGGAAAAGGAUAAAAGAGCUGAGUGAAGAUGAAAUAAGAACCCUGAAGCAACAAAAGAUUGAUGAAGCUUUUGAACGGGAACAGGCAACACAAGAACUGAACGAAAGCAAUGAACAAAAUACUGUGUCAGAGGAAGGAGGGGAAGAACAAGAGGAAGAAGCUGUCCCCUUAACACUGGAAGAAAGAGAAAACAAAGAUUACCUUAAAUCUUUGUUUGAAAUUUUGAUCCUAAUGGGUAAACAAAAUAUUCCUUUGGAUGGCCAUAAUGUUGAUGAGCUUCCAGAAGGUAUUUUUACUUCAGGCAACUUUCAGGCUCUACUGGAAUAUCGAAUCAAUGCUGGAGAUGAAGUUCUGAGGAAGCGAUUUGAGAUGACAGCAGUCAAUCUUGAGUAUUGUUCGAAAACUCAGCAGAAACAAAUGCUUGAGAUCUGUGAAAGCUGUGUUAGAGAAGAGACACUGAGGGAAGUAAGAGACUCGCACUUCUUUUCUAUUGUCACCGAUGAAGUAGUGGACAUAGCGGGAGAGGAACAUUUGCCGGUGCUGGUGAGGUUUGUUGAUGAUUCUCAUAAUCUAAGAGAAGAAUUCAUAGGGUUUUUACCAUAUGAGGCUGAUCCUGAAAUUUUAGCUGUUAAGUUCCACGCAACUAUUACUGAAAAGUGGGGUCUGAACAUGGAGUACUGUCGAGGUCAAGCCUACAUCGUCUCCAGUGGCUUUGCUUCUAAAAUGAAGGUGGUGGCUACAAGACUGUUGGAAAAGUAUCCCCAAGCUGUGUAUACGCUGUGUUCCUCUUGUGCCUUAAAUGUUUGGCUGGCAAAAUCCGUUCCUGUUGUUGGUGUUUCCAUCGCGUUAGGAACAAUCGAAGAAGUUUGCUGUUUUUUUCAUCAGUCUCCGCAGUUACUAGUAGAACUGGACAACACAAUUUCUGUUCUUUUUCAGAACAACGAGGGGAAGGGCAACGAGCUGAAGGAGAUCUGCCGUUCUCAGUGGACAGGCAGGCAUGAUACUUUCGAGGUUUUGGUGGACCUCAUGCAAGCGCUGGUGCUGUGCUUGGAUGCGGUAAGCAGCGACUCGUCUGUCAGGUGGAACAACUUUAUUGCCGGUCGAGCAUUUGUCCUUUCAAGUGCAUUGACAGAUUUUGACUUCAUUGUCACUAUCGUAAUUCUGAAAAACGUUCUGUCUUUCACAAGAGCUUUCGGGAAAAAUCUCCAAGGGCAAACAUCAGACGUGUUCUUCGCAGCUAGCAGCUUAACAGCAGUGUUGCAUUCUUUGAAUGAAGUGAUGGAGAAUAUUGAAGUUUACCAUGAGUUUUGGUUUGAGGAAGCCACGAAUUUGGCUACGAAACUGGAUGUACAAAUUAAACUCCCAGGAAAAUUUCGCAGGGCGCAGCAGGGGAACUUGGGCUCUGAGGUAACAUCAGAAAACUACUACAAAGACAUCCUUAGUGUCCCCGCGGUGGAGCAUAUUAUUCAAGAAUUAAAAGACAUAUUCUCGGAACAACAUUUAAAAGCUCUGAAGUGUUUGUCAUUGGUGCCUUCAGUCAUGGGGCAGCUCAAAUUCAACACGUCAGAGGAGCAUCACGCUGACAUGUACAAAAACGACUUGCCUAAUCCAGACACGCUUUCUGCUGAGCUUCAUUGUUGGAGAAUCAAGUGGAAGCACAGAGGAAAAGACAUUGAACUUCCAGCUACUAUUUAUGAAGCACUUCACUUGCCUGACAUAAAGUUUUUCCCUAAUGUUUACGCAUUGCUAAAAGUCUUGUGCAUACUUCCAGUGAUGAAGGUGGAGAAUGAAAAAUACGAAAUAGGACGAAAACGCUUAAAGGCUUACCUGAAAAACACCUUGACAGAGCAAAGGUCAAGCAACCUAGCUUUGCUGAACAUAAACUUUGAUAUCAAACACGACUUAGAUUUAAUGGUGGACACCUACAUUAAACUCUAUGCAGACAAAGUGGAAUUUCAAGAAGACUUUAUUCCCUCAAACAACUCUGAAGUAACAGAAAAUGCUUAAUUUUUUAAGCUCUAACCAAUCUGUUGAAACUGCU
Molecule: messenger RNA, 2128 nt
Organism: Leptosomus discolor (cuckoo roller)
Lineage: Eukaryota; Metazoa; Chordata; Aves; Leptosomiformes; Leptosomidae
Source: RefSeq, a predicted model, not a curated record